This is a messenger RNA of Fulvia fulva, 1593 nucleotides long. RefSeq names its product Delta(24)-sterol reductase. NCBI's taxonomy places the organism in Eukaryota, Fungi, Ascomycota, Dothideomycetes, Mycosphaerellales, Mycosphaerellaceae. The record is from RefSeq and is a predicted model, not a curated record. Gene Ontology annotation, molecular function: FAD binding; Delta24(24-1) sterol reductase activity. The coding region runs from base 1 to 1593 and encodes 530 amino acids. Gene Ontology annotation, biological process: steroid metabolic process. The transcript has a single exon. Gene Ontology annotation, cellular component: membrane; cytoplasm.
AUGGCCGCCACAAAGCUCGCCGAAGAGCACGACGCUGCUGUCAAGCGCAUCGCGAGCCAGGUCGAGAAGUUCCACAACGAGAAGAAGCACUUUCGCAUCUACCAUGGCUCGACAUCGUCCACACGCCCAAUGCAGUUCACCAAAGAUGCCAUCGUCGACACAUCCGACAUGCAUCGCAUCUUCCCCGUCGAUAAGGAGACCAUGACCGUCAAGGCAGAGCCGAAUGUGUCCAUGGACGUCCUGGCUGCACACACAAUUGCCGCCGGAUACGUGCCAAAGAUCGUCAUGGAGUUCAAGGGCAUCACUUGCGGCGGAGGCUUUGCAGGCAUGAGCGGCGAGUCCAGCAUGUACCGAUAUGGCUUGUUUGGCAACACCGUCUCCGAGAUUGAGAUCGUGCUUGGCGAUGGCACCUUGGAGUAUGCCAACCGAGAGAAGAAUGCCGACCUCCUGCAAGAGGCGCACGGCUCCCUGGGCACUUUCGGCAUCAUCACACUCGUCACCAUCGAGUUGCUGCCAGCCAAGUCGCAUGUCCAAGUGCAGAUCAAGCCCGUCAGCGAGCCUCUGACAGUACCGGCCAUCUUUGAGGAAGCUUGCUCAGACCCCACCAUCGAGUACAUCGAUGGCAUCUACUUCAACCGCCGCUCAGCGGUCGUCAUGUUCGGCAAGAUGAUCGACUAUGCGCAGCGGGACAGCCGUGCGCCGCUACUGACCACGAAGCAAGUGCACUGGUUUGCCGACACCAUCGAAGCGCAUCUCAAGAAGCACAACAACAAAAUAUCAAUGCUGACCAAUGCUGAGACCAAGGGCAAAGUUGCGGCAAACGGCGCCACUAACGGAAGCACGAAUGGUCAUGCCAAUGGAGAAAGCAACGGCACGACGAAGAUCGCCGAUAUCCCUCCCGUCAUCCUCACCCUGACCGACUACCUCUUCCGCUACGACCAUGGCGCAUUCUGGGGAGGCAAGCUCGCCUUCAAGCAUUUCCACGUCCCACAGAACCGCAUCACCCGCCGACUCGCCGACCCAUUCCUUGACAGCCGGACAUGCUACAUGGCAUUGCACAAGACGGGCCUGGCGGAUGAGUAUGUGGUUCAAGAUUUCGGCAUACCAGCCUCCACGGUAACGCAGUUCAUUGAAUUCGUUGCGCAAGAGAUGCCUGAAUGUCAGAUCUUCUUGUGCCCACUCAAGCCAGCACAAGAGAUCGGAAUCGACAUGAGAUUCAACGGAGAUGUCAUUGGCAGCGUGAGAGAGCAGCGUAUAUUUGGUGUGGGCGUGUAUGGCCGAGGUCCUCGCAACUCCGAAGAGUUCUACGAGCUCAACCGCGAGCUAGAGCUGAAGGCGAGUGUCCUGCUGGGCAGCAAGCUCUUGUACGCAAGAACGUACUACACCGCUGAGGAGUUCUGGACAAUCUACAACAAGGAGCGCUACGAUGAGCACCGAAAGAAGUGGAAGGCGGAGACGUUGCCAUCCGUAUACGAUAAGCUGCACGCCGACAUGAACUACACCCGGCCGAGACGGAGCGUGAGGGGCAUUCUUGAGACGAUUUGGGACGUCAAGGUUGCGAAGCGGUCGGACUACCUGCUGAAGAAGUCGUAG